GGAGGGCCCUAGCCCAGCGCGCGGCCAAUCCGGGCGGCCGCUGGCGGCGAGCAGGGCAGAAUGGGCCGUAGUUGAGUGAAAUAGGAAAGCUGCGAACAGUGUGGAGUGCUCCCGGUGUAAAUAAAAGGGGGGAAGAAAAGUUUCCCCGAGUCGCGGCUCUGCAGCCUCGCUCCGACGGGGGCGCGGGGCUUCGUGCGCGGCGGAGACCACCGCUCGGGACUUUGCCGUGCGGCGUUCACGCGCUCCUCCUAUUGUGUUUUUUUCAAAAUAUGGCAAAGGUUCAGGUGAACAAUGUAGUGGUGUUGGACAACCCUUCUCCUUUCUACAACCCUUUCCAGUUCGAAAUCACAUUUGAGUGCAUAGAGGACCUGUCGGAAGAUUUGGAAUGGAAGAUAAUUUAUGUGGGUUCAGCUGAAAGUGAGGAGUAUGACCAAGUAUUAGACUCUGUUUUAGUAGGACCUGUUCCUGCAGGCAGACACAUGUUUGUAUUUCAGGCUGAUGCUCCUAACCCAGGGCUUAUUCCAGAUGCAGAUGCAGUAGGUGUAACAGUAGUGCUAAUUACAUGCACAUAUCGAGGUCAAGAAUUUAUUAGAGUAGGCUACUAUGUAAACAACGAAUAUACUGAAACAGAACUGAGAGAGAAUCCACCAGUAAAACCAGACUUUUCUAAGCUUCAAAGGAAUAUUUUGGCGUCUAAUCCCAGGGUCACAAGAUUCCACAUUAACUGGGAGGACAACACUGAAAAACUGGAAGAUGCAGAGAGCAGUAACCCAAAUCUACAGUCACUGCUUUCUACAGAUGCAUUACCUUCAGCAUCAAAAGGAUGGUCAACAUCAGAAAACUCAUUAAAUGUUAUGUUAGAAUCUCAUAUGGACUGCAUGUGACUAACCACCAUCGUUUUGGUACUGUACAUGUAUUAAACUGUAAAAACAACCAGAACUAUUUCCCUCAGUUUCCCUAAGUAUAUAGUUGACAAGCAAUGUGAAGAACUUGUUUUAAACAUCCUGUAGAAAGUUUAUAAAAAACAACAGAAAAAAAAAACCAAAAAACAGUAUUUGAGCAAAUGGUGGAAUAUAAAUACAACUAUUUUUAAGUAA
Messenger RNA from Centrocercus urophasianus (Greater sage-grouse), 1097 nucleotides. RefSeq names its product anti-silencing function 1A histone chaperone (gene ASF1A). The record is from RefSeq and is a predicted model, not a curated record. Gene Ontology annotation, molecular function: histone binding. Bases 270 to 884 code for a protein of 204 amino acids. Gene Ontology annotation, cellular component: nucleus. NCBI's taxonomy places the organism in Eukaryota, Metazoa, Chordata, Aves, Galliformes, Phasianidae. Gene Ontology annotation, biological process: DNA replication-dependent chromatin assembly. The transcript has 4 exons.